AAAAGCGAUUAGGGCUCUAGGCGCGAUGGCUAUGGCGUUGGCGAUGGCGCUCACGGCGUCUCCUUCGUCUCACCUCAAAUUCCAGCUCUCCAGGGGACCGGCAUUUCAUUCCUUUCGCGUCAGCUACGCUAAUGCGGCUGCCGCUCCAGCGCCUUGGGCGAGAGAAGCAGUGUCUCGUCGUCCCGAUCGGGAAAGAAUUGGAGCGACUGGAAAUCGCAAAGGAAAUGCUCCUGAUGGGGACAAUGAGAGCCUAGCGUUGAAAAUUCUCCGGCUUGAUGGGUGGGACGUUCCGUGGGGGUAUGGAGUGACAACGCUGGGAUUGCUGGGUUGGCUGGUCAGCUUUUUUGUGACAGGCUUGGCUACGGCAGUGCUCGGUCAUAAUCUGGGGAUCGAUAGAAGAGAAAUCCUCGACAUGGACGAACAAGCUGCGUUCAUACUUUUCAGCCAAGUUUUGCAGACAAUUACAGGACUUGGCACCAUCAAUCUCGUUACAACCAAGUACCAGCCUUUGCCUUCCGACAUGUUCGUGUAUGAUUUUAGAAAACCAUUUGAUUUGCAGCGAGGAUGGCUGCUUUGGUCUGGAAUUGGCAUACUUUGCGCUGGUGGAGCUGUGGUUCUAACCAGUAUCAUCGUUUCAUCUGUUAAUGGUGAACUGCCACCACGGGAGGACAACGAUGCGCUAUCACAGUUGCUUCCGCUCAUUGGUGUCUCGCCAUUAAGCACAGCGUCAUUGAUUGUUGUGACCGGUGCUUUGGCUCCACUGCUAGAAGAGACUGUUUUCCGCGGCUUUCUCCUGACAUCUCUAACUAAGAGGUUGCCAGUUCCAGUUGCCGUGGUUUUGAGCGCCGCUGCGUUUGCUCUCGCUCAUCUAACUCCGGGAGAAUUUCCACAGCUCUUUGCGUUGGGCAUUGUCAUCGGUUUUGCGUACUCUAAGACACACAACAUGCUCACGCCAAUUCUAAUCCACGCGACCUGGAAUUCUGGAGUGGUGGUAGCGCUCACAGCACUCAGUAGUUGUUUGGAUGGCAGUUUCAAGGAUACGAUUUGAGCCAAGUGCUCUCACUUAUCUUAAUGGGAUCAUAAUUAAACCUUAAAUGGCAUCAUUUGAAUUUUAGGGCUA
Molecule: messenger RNA, 1120 nt
Organism: Selaginella moellendorffii
Lineage: Eukaryota; Viridiplantae; Streptophyta; Lycopodiopsida; Selaginellales; Selaginellaceae
Exons: 10
Coding region: 26-1048 (340 amino acids)
Biological process (GO): CAAX-box protein processing
Cellular component (GO): membrane
Molecular function (GO): metalloendopeptidase activity
Source: RefSeq, a predicted model, not a curated record